Gloeophyllum trabeum ATCC 11539 is the source of this 1505-nucleotide messenger RNA. Its product is annotated as batten's disease protein Cln3. The transcript is spliced from 12 exons. Gene Ontology annotation, cellular component: vacuole; membrane. The coding region runs from base 33 to 1505 and encodes 490 amino acids. Gene Ontology annotation, biological process: regulation of intracellular pH. The record is from RefSeq and is a predicted model, not a curated record. Lineage: Eukaryota; Fungi; Basidiomycota; Agaricomycetes; Gloeophyllales; Gloeophyllaceae.
CCCAUGUUUUGAGGGUACCAGACUGUGUUUGAAUGCCCCGUGAAGCUGCUAUCUCAACCGUGGAAAGCUACCAAAUGGACACUCGGUCUCGAAGUACUUUGGGGCGAGGACUAGACGAGGAGGGGGAGUCGGAUGGAGGAACACUAGUUUGGGAGAGUGCACCCUUGACAGAGCCUGUUAGUAGCGACAAAGACCAGACUCGCAACCUCAGGCUUAAGCUAGGAAUUUCCUUCUUUCUAUUCGGCCUCAUCAAUAACGUGCUGUAUGUUAUCAUACUCUCUGCUGCCUUGGACCUCGUGCCGCCGUCCACCCCCAAGGGCAUAAUAGCAUUUUGUAACAUCUUCCCAGCUCUCAUAGCGAAGGUCGGUUGGCCAUAUGUAUUGAAGGGCCAGAUACGCUAUGCCAGACGCUUAGUUGGCUGCUGUUUGCUCAGCGUACUGGGGAUGGUGGUGGUUGCCUUAUUCGAUAGUCUAUUCAUGAGGCUCCUCGGUAUCUCGUUAGCUUCGUUCUCCUCUGGGUUGGGAGAACUGACUUUCCUGCAGCUGUCCACGACAUACCCUUCUGGGGUCGCCGGACAUGGCAUUGGGUAUUUCGCCUCCGGGACUGGAGCGGCAGGUCUUGUGGGCGCCCUCAUUUGGUGGGAGGUCCGCGGUCUCGGUGUCCGGACAGGUGUCGGCUUAUCAGCUGUGAUGCCAUUCAUUAUUCCCAUCACUUAUUUCUUCCUUCUACCGCGGCGCGGGGUCUUUACUGGUACCGCCGAAGUCGCGUCCUCCCCAGCACUAUACGUGCCUCUUCCCGACAGCGACGUCACUACUGAAGAAGAAGAAGAAGAUAGGGUGGCCGUUCCCGGCGAGGCGAUAAUCGUAGCGCUCUCCCUCGACGAUAAGUGGAGGCUGGUCAAGCCGCUCUUGGUCAACUACAUGCUCCCGCUGUUUUGCGUAUAUACAUUCGAAUACACUAUCAACCAGGGCAUAGCACCGACGUUACUGUAUCCCGUCCCAGAUCCGUCUAGUUACCCCUUGCUCAGCAAGAUAAUCCACUCUAUCCGAGACUAUUAUCCUCUCUGGCAGUUAGUGUACCAGACAACCGUGUUCCUCUCCCGCUCGUCGAUUUCACUCGGCAUCUCUGCUCUCCCGAGAAGGCUCUUGCCACUACCGUCGAUCAUCCAAUUCUUCAUACUUUGUAUUCUAGGUCUGGAAUCCGCGAGAGGCAUCUUCGGGGACUUGGAAGGCAGAAGCGUGUCCUUCGUCUUCGCGCUGAUCAGUCUAGAGGGAAUAUGCGGUGGAAUGGCAUAUGUGAACGUUUAUCAUCAGAUAAACCAAGAAAGAUCCGAUCCCGGGGCAGACCCGGAGCGCGCCAAGCAGGAGAGGGAGUUCAAGAUCGGUUCCGUGGGCUUCGCGGACUCGUUGGGGAUACUGUGCGCCUCGAUAGUGGCAGUACCUACUGAGGUGGAAUUGUGCAAGGCCCAGGUGAGGAGGGGGAAGACUCUGUGCCAGGGUUUAUAG